This is a messenger RNA of Aspergillus saccharolyticus JOP 1030-1, 1248 nucleotides long. It is a transcript of the gene lcp5, whose product is annotated as small subunit rRNA maturation protein LCP5. The transcript has a single exon. The coding region runs from base 32 to 1192 and encodes 386 amino acids. The record is from RefSeq and is a predicted model, not a curated record. Gene Ontology annotation, biological process: maturation of SSU-rRNA from tricistronic rRNA transcript (SSU-rRNA, 5.8S rRNA, LSU-rRNA). NCBI's taxonomy places the organism in Eukaryota, Fungi, Ascomycota, Eurotiomycetes, Eurotiales, Aspergillaceae. Gene Ontology annotation, cellular component: small-subunit processome; nucleolus.
CACAAGACCAAACCACACACAUCAAAUCACAAUGGCGGUGGCAGUCUCGCAAACCGCGCCUUCGGGCUUACAGAAUGUCUCUGCUCUGCUGGAGACCCUGACCACCUGUCUAAAUAACACCGGCUCGUCUCUUCCCAAGGCCGAGCGGGAAUCUCCCUCGGAUGUGUCGAUCGAACCGCCGCAAGACGGCAUCUCGCUUCUCGACACCAAGUCCGACCUACUCCUGUCCUACCUCCAGAACCUCGUUUUCCUGAUCAUCUUUCAACUGCGUGGCCUCAAAAAGGAUGAAGAGGAUGAUGUCGAUGAGUCGCUUCCGGAGGAUAUCAUCAAGAAGCUCGUCGAGCUACGCGUCUACCUGGACCGCGGUGUCCGCCCACUGGAGGGAAGAUUGAAGUACCAGGUGGACAAGGUCAUCAAGGCUGCAGAGGAUGCAGAGAGAACCGAGCAUAGCGCCGCCACUACGCGCAAGAGCAAGAAAAUCAAGGGCUCCGACGACGAGGAGUCCGGAUCGGAGGGGAGCAGUGAAAGCGAGGGUGACAGCGAGGAAGAUGACGAGGGGGAGGGCGAUGGAGAAGAUAUCGAUGAGAUGGCCUACCGGCCCAACGUCUCCGCCUUCUCGAAGAGAGGGGAACCACAGACCGCGAAGGUCGACAAGUCCAGCAAGCAACCCGCCAGCGAUGGUAUCUACAGACCGCCCCGGAUCAUGCCUACCGCCUUACCCACGACCGAACGGAGAGAGCGCCGCGAGCGACCCGCCCAGCGCUCGAAUGUCAUUGACGAGUUCGUCAGCGCCGAGAUGUCGUCCGCUCCGAUGGCGGAGCCUAGCAUUGGUAGCACGAUUGUGCAGGGUGGCCGGCACACGAAAUCGAAGAAGGAGCGUGAGAGAGAGGCCGAGCGGACCGCAUACGAAGAGACCAACUUUGUGCGCUUGAUGAAGGAGAGCAAAAAGGACCGUGCCAAGCGGCUCCGCGCCGAGGGCCCACAAAACCAAUACGGUGGUGAGGAUUGGCGGGAUCUCACGGCGGGAGCCGAUCGGAUCACGAAACUUACGCGGAGGGCUAAGGGCAGUGGAGGGGCGUUGGAUAGGAGUCGGAAGCGCAAGACUACCGAGGACGGGCAGCGUGAUGAUGGGGUGGGAGUGGGUCAGAUCUUUGAGAAGCGGCGCAAGAAGGUUGAUAGCUGGAAGCGGUGAUUGUACAGUACCAUUUUUUUUUUUUUGUUCUAUUGUUUGAAUAUUCUAGACAACAC